CGGUGCCCGGCCGGAAGGCUGCACACCGACAUGGCGGCGGGCAGGGGCGGGUUGCGGCUCGGCGCUGCCUGGAAGGCGGUGCUGGGGAGAAGGCCGGAAGGGAUCGUGGCCACGCCAUGGGCUCGGCAGAAGUUCACCAAAUCGAGAAUUCCCGAGUCGGUAUUUCAGCCACGACCCGGAGAUCAUGAGAAGUACGGAGGUGACCCUGAGCAGCCCCACAAAGUCCAUAUUGUUACUAGGAUAAAAAGUGUAAUCGGUCGCCCAUAUUGGGAGAAGAAGGUCAUACAUGAUCUUGGACUGGAUAAGGCACAUCAACCAAGACUGCACAAAAAUAUCCCUUCUGUGAAUUCCAGACUGAAAGUUGUUAAACAUCUGAUAAGAAUACAGCCGUUGAAACUACCAUAUGGAUUGCCAACAGAAGAGGAAAUGGCAGACUCCUUUCUUACGAGCAAGGGAGAGCUUAUCAUUAAACAGCGUCUGAAACCUGUGGAGCAGGAAGAAAUUAAAUCAUAAGGUGUGCUGGUCGGAAUUAUGUUUUCUAAAAUAAAUAAUUUAAGUCCCGAGUUAAGAGCUUGUGUAUGAAAUGGAAGCUGGUAUGUAAAUAGAACAGAUCUAACUAAUGAUAGUGUGUUUUGCAGCUAACAGCAAAGGUUUGCAAUGAGGGUGCUUGGCUUCACCUUUGCUACACUUAAAAAAGAACAGGAAUUUAAAAGAUUUUUUGAUCAUGAGUUGCCUGAGAACUGACUGACUGUCUGUUCAGAGCUCAAUUUAUUGAUGCAGGCAUUUGAGUGGCUUACCUGUUAUUCAAAUCUCGCAUUUGUUUCUUAGCAGGCAGUUUCAUCUGGCCUCCCCUGUAUCUUGAAUAGAAUUGUAGAAUCACAUGAUUUGGGCCGGAAGGGACCUCACAGCCCACUCAGCCCCACCCCCAC
Messenger RNA from Phasianus colchicus (ring-necked pheasant), 929 nucleotides. It is a transcript of the gene MRPL30, whose product is annotated as mitochondrial ribosomal protein L30. Gene Ontology annotation, molecular function: structural constituent of ribosome. The record is from RefSeq and is a predicted model, not a curated record. Gene Ontology annotation, cellular component: large ribosomal subunit; mitochondrion. Gene Ontology annotation, biological process: translation. NCBI's taxonomy places the organism in Eukaryota, Metazoa, Chordata, Aves, Galliformes, Phasianidae.